AUGAAAAUAACACCGCGAGCCGCCUCUCGCGGAUUCCCCGCGUCCGCGGUCCUGCUCGCGAUCCUCGUCUGGUGUCACUGCGUGUGCCACUCGAUCGCGCACGCGAGAUCGCACCGCUUGAAGACGACGUCCAACGGCACCGAGCUCGUCGUCGACUGCGAGCUGGUCAGGCCGUUCUUCAGCACCAAGAACAUCACGCUCGAGCCGGCCGCCGCGGACACUCCGAGGACGACAUGCGGCGGCAAGUGCUGCGGCGAAGAGAUGGAGAAGCGUCUGAAGCAACAAGCCCGUGUGGACUUCCACAAUCUGAUCCAUCAUCACAGUAGAAGUCUACAAGGCCUCCUCGCCACCACCGCCGACGCUCUCAGAGAGACGGUGAUCGUGUUGCUGCGGAGGUCGGAGAACAAGACUCUGGUUAUGUUCGAUCAAGUGUACCGCUCGAUGGCGGUGCAGAGCAGAUCGUCGAUCCGAGCGCUCUACCAGGCGAUGAUGGACUACGUGUCGCCGGCUAACACCCCGGACAAUCUGCAGCAGCCGUUGACGCGAGAAACUUUGCAGGAGCGGAUCAGUCAAUUCUUCACGCGGCUCUUCCCGAUUGCCUAUCAUUACGCCAUUAAUCCGCAUCAGGAUCGGCAGGACUUCACCGACAAGUUUAAAUCCUGCCUGUACGAGAGGAUUAAUGACAUACAACCGUUCGGUGACACGCCGCAGGAGAUAUUUAAGAAGAUCGGCAAGAGCCUGGAAGCUACCAGGAUUCUCGUGCAGGCGUUGACACUCGGUAAAACUGUCCUCGACAAGACUGACAACGUGUUAUUUGCCACCAGCAGCGGUAACAAUCUUCAGCAGGAGGCCUGUUACGAUGCCCUGCUUAGAAUGACUUAUUGUCCCAAAUGCAAGGGAAUCAAGGAGGCUGUAAGUCCCUGCAGCGGAUUCUGCACAAACGUGGUGAGAGGCUGCCUGACGGAGCCGGCAUCCGAACUGGAUCUCGCGUGGUCCGGUUACGUGGAGGCGGUCGAGAGGCUCGUCGCGGCGGUGAGCGGCAAUACCGAUUACCACGGUUUGAACGUCAGGAUCGCCGUCAGGGAGUUGGACUCCCGCAUUUCGGAUGCCAUCAUGCACGCAAUGGAGGACGGUCCGCGGCUCGAGGAGAAGGUGAGAAGUGUGUGUGGUCGUUCGGAAUUGCAAUCGCCCGACGAGAAAAGCCCAGUGUCCUCGGAUGCAGCUGCGAAAUCGUCCACGUCGUCCACUGGCGAGGUGCACACAGCUGCGUCGUCGUUACCGCCUCACGCACAAGACAGCGUGCUGAACAAGUUGCACAAGCAGCUGGUUAACUUCCUGGCGAGCGUCCUCAGGUCCCGCAUCUUCUACGGCACAUUAGCGGACGCGAUCUGCGAGGAAUAUCCCGACAAACAUUGCUGGAAUGGCGAACGUGUCGGAGAAUAUACGAAAACUGUGGUGGAUUCCAGUCUGAAUGCUCAGAGAUAUAAUCCUGAAUUCACGAUAACGAUGUCGUCGACGCCAACCAGCUACUCCGGCAAUACGAACACCAGCGCGCUCAUUGAUCAAUUGAGACACAUUAAUCAGUUGGUGCAGUCCCAAUUGUCGUCCGACAUCGGACCGGAUGCCUUUCUGGCCGACGAGGCCUUGGACGGCUCCGGAAGCGGGGACAGCCCGGUCUGGAGGCAGCACGGUAACGGCGAGAUCGAUGAUGACGAAGACGGCCACGACCGCGAUGAUGACGACGAGGCCUCCGGCUCUGGAAUGGGUCCCACUACGAUAGACCCGUCGAUGAAGACUCAUCCGAACGGUCCGCUCCACGCUGGAUCGUCAACAAUCUUGUUAUCAUCCGUGGCCCUCGUAAUCGUAUGUGCAUCGCUUAUCGCUUAA
This is a messenger RNA of Cyphomyrmex costatus, 1887 nucleotides long. It is a transcript of the gene dally, whose product is annotated as division abnormally delayed protein. The transcript is spliced from 8 exons. Gene Ontology annotation, biological process: positive regulation of canonical Wnt signaling pathway; cell migration; regulation of protein localization to membrane. Gene Ontology annotation, cellular component: cell surface; plasma membrane; extracellular region. The record is from RefSeq and is a predicted model, not a curated record. Bases 1 to 1887 code for a protein of 628 amino acids. NCBI's taxonomy places the organism in Eukaryota, Metazoa, Arthropoda, Insecta, Hymenoptera, Formicidae.